Plasmodium reichenowi is the source of this 807-nucleotide messenger RNA. Its product is annotated as translation initiation factor SUI1, putative. The transcript is spliced from 4 exons. Gene Ontology annotation, biological process: translation reinitiation; formation of translation preinitiation complex. Gene Ontology annotation, molecular function: mRNA binding; translation initiation factor activity. Lineage: Eukaryota; Apicomplexa; Aconoidasida; Haemosporida; Plasmodiidae. Bases 1 to 807 code for a protein of 268 amino acids. The record is from RefSeq and is a predicted model, not a curated record.
AUGGAAGAAUUAGAAAAAGAAUUUGAUAAAAUAAAAAUAGAGUGUGAUAUAGAAGAAUCAGACGAAAAAAAAAAUGAACAACAAAGUGCAGAAGAUGAAGAAGAAUAUGACGAAGAAGAUGAUAACGAAGAAAAAAAGAAAAAAGAAAAAAUAUCUCAAAAAAAAUUAAGAUAUUUAAAAAUGAAAGAUAAAAAAGAAGAGAAAAAGAAGAAAAAACAAAAUUCAAAAUUGAAUAAUAAAAAUGAAGAUGAAUCAUCAAACAAAAAGGAUAAUGAUAUAAAUAAUAAAGAACAUGUAAAUAAUGAUAAUAGUAAUAAUAAUAAUAAUAAUGAUUCUUUGAAAGAUGACAAACAUGAUAAGUAUGAACCCGUUAUCGUUGAAUAUUGUAAAGUUUGUGGUAUGCCAUAUGAAUAUUGCGAAUAUGGUAACUCGUUUAAUGAGUGUAAAGAAGAAAAUAAGGAUAAAUAUAAUUAUGAUGCUUUAAAUAGUAAUGUAGAAGUUAAUAAGAAGCAAACAAAGAAGCCUAGUAAAAAUGUAUCUCAAAAAAUAACAAUACAAAAAACAACAAGGGCAAAGAAAAAGGUGGUAACGGUUGUAACGGGAUUACAUCCAUAUAUCAAGCUAGAAAAAAUGGCAAAAAUAUUUUCGAAAUUUUAUGCAUGUGGUUCCUCUGUAAUUAAAGGCGCAAAUAAUAACCCCGACCAAAUAGAUAUUCAGGGUGAUGUAGAACAUAAUAUCGUUGAGGUUAUUAUGAAAAAUUGUCCCGAAUUAACCGAAGAUUCGUUUUCCAUUCUACCAUCAAAAUGA